Messenger RNA from Papilio machaon (common yellow swallowtail), 1724 nucleotides. RefSeq lists its product as uncharacterized. The record is from RefSeq and is a predicted model, not a curated record. NCBI's taxonomy places the organism in Eukaryota, Metazoa, Arthropoda, Insecta, Lepidoptera, Papilionidae. The coding region runs from base 223 to 1479 and encodes 418 amino acids. The transcript is spliced from 2 exons.
ACUCUAUGAUCAAUAAUGUAAACGAACUAUCGAUUCAUUGAUCUAUGAUCUAUUCAAUUAUCUAUUACUUUUGUAAAAGAUGGCGAGUCGCUAAUAAAAUUUCGAACAAGUAACAGCGUUUCUCUUCUCAAGAUCCAACGUAACCACAUCCAACCAACAUAGUGGUCCUUCGAGCCGGAUAGUCAGCGUUUUAUUCAAAAUUUGGAAAAAUUGGUAGAAAAUAUGGAUAACGUAGAACAAUUAUUAACAGUGCUCCAAGACAUACGCCAACACAUUACCCGAAGUUACGAGAACUUCAAGAAGACUCCAAAAAGUCGUCUGACCGAAGGAUAUGUUGAAACCAAGAUGUCGAUCUUACAAGAAUACUGGGUCGCCUUCACAAAUAAUCAUAACAGCUUAAUAAGGAUAGUAACGAAAGAACAAAGAAAAUCAUUGGAGUAUUUCAAGAACGAAGUAUUCGUCGACUGCGAAGAGACCUACAUUCAAGGUAAAGCAGCUAUGAAAGAUUUUCUUCAGCCAGCACAUCCCCAAAGCAGCAGCAUACCAGCUAUCGGCAGCCCACUAAGUAUGAAGCAGCAGGUAAAAUUACCAAAUAUAGAAGUACCCACAUUCGCCGGUAAUUAUGAAGAUUGGCCAACAUUCCAAGACCUUUUUAUCUCCCUCAUUCACAAGAACGAUGGAAUUAGUAAAGUACAAAAACUACAAUAUUUAAAAUUGAGUGUCAGCGGGGAAGCAGAAUAUUUACUAAAACAUAUACAAGUAACGGAGGACAACUACGAUCAAGCCUGGGAAGUGUUGAGGCAGCGAUACAACAAUAAACGUCUCAUUGUAACAUCUAUUUUAAGGAAAUUAUUUAACCAGAAAAAGUUGCAGAGUCCAUCGGUGAGUCAUAUAAAAGCUUUACUUGAUACCACUAACCAAUGCCUCCAUAGCCUUAAUAAUUUAAACAUUAAUACAGACCAAUGGGACCCUCUAAUUGUUUAUAUAAUUACCAAUAAAUUAGAUCUAGAGUCACAAAAGGGAUGGGAAGAAUAUGUAAGCAAGGAAGUUUCCGCAGAUCUACCUACAUUUUCAAUUUUAAAAAAGUUUCUAGAAAUUAAAUUUAGAACGCUCGAAUUAUUACAAUCAUCUACAAAGGAGAAAAAUACAGUCCACACAUUUCACACUACAACAAAUUUCAAAGCAUGUGUCUUAUGUAAAGAACAUCAUGCACUUUGUCACUGCAAAAGUUUUGGAAAAAUGGAUCUACAAAAGAGAAGAGAAUAUAUCAAUCAGAAUAACAUCUGUUACAACUGUUUAAUUCCAGGACAUCCUGUCAAAUAUUGUCGAUCAUCUAGCACUUGCAGGAUUUGUCACAAACGGCAUCACACACUUCUUCAUCAUUCACCCACAGCGAGUACCCAAGACAACUUACUUCAAGAAUACCAAACACAACAUUGCAAUACAGCGACUGGCCCCACAUACAAGGACUUGAGUUAGCCGAUCCAAGUUUCAACAUUUCAAGAUCUGUAGACCUACUGUUGGGAGUAGAUGUAUAUUCACAAAUAAUACUGAGUGAGGUUAUAAGAGGCCCACCAGGAACACCAUGUGCUCAAAACACCACAUUAGGUUAUAUAAUUUUUGGAACAAUAGAUGAUAGUUUACAAUCAACCCAAGAAAAUAUUAUAGUUAUGCAUCAAAUUACAAACCUAGAUGAUAUGUUAAAAUCACUAUGGGAAAUAGAU